Gregarina niphandrodes is the source of this 477-nucleotide messenger RNA. RefSeq lists its product as hypothetical. The coding region runs from base 1 to 477 and encodes 158 amino acids. The transcript is spliced from 2 exons. The record is from RefSeq and is a predicted model, not a curated record. Lineage: Eukaryota; Apicomplexa; Conoidasida; Eugregarinorida; Gregarinidae.
AUGAGUUACGACAAGUAUUACAAAGUACAGGCAUGCGCGUUCUUCGCACAGGGAAAAUGCCGUAAUGGUGGUAAGCUCGAUUGGCCCGCACAACCUCGUACUGGUCAGCCUUGCUACACAGCCACCUUGCUGAUUAUUUCAGAGUACUGUCGGUUCGCUCACGGAGAGGAUGAGCUCAGAGCGCGGGCUCCCAGCGUGGAUUCGGAUUCCUCUGUGACGCCUCCGUCUCCUUCUUCGGUGCUCGGAGAAGCAGAGGAUAUGGGUUGCUGGACUGACUUGGCGAAGAAAGAUGUGGAUUCAUCGGCGCUGAUGGGAGAUGCGUCCACAGUAGACUCCCCUUGCAACAGAUCCAGGAUUUCUUCUUCACUGAGUGAUAUAAGUAGCUGGGUCUCCUUCUGUCCCAGUGGUCAAAUCAGAGAUAUAUCGUUUGCGGAAGGAUUAAGCAUGUCGGUGCUGUCCGACCGAUAUGAGGACUAG